AUGACACUGGAGGGUGACGAGCCAGCUGGCUGCGUCAACAGAGCCUUCGAGGGAGUCGAUGAUGGCUUCCAAACAAUUGACUUAAGAACAACAAUCAGAAGAAAUGGGCAUUAUCAGGGUGAAGAAGAUACAGCAUCACAGUUGUCGCCUGAAGAAAGAGCGCUCAGAUGUGGUUGGGGUCUGAUUAGACCGCGGUGGCUUCAGAGAUUCCGCACUGCAAAAUGGGCGCUUUUCUGGCUAUGCUGGGCGGGGGCUAUACAGGGUGUAAGAGUCUUCGCAGACGUGCUACUGGCGAUAAACAUGAAAUAUGAGUUUUUGUUUUGCGUUUCUAGCAAGCCAAAGGCCGCUACACCGAGACCAAGGCAGGCUUAUAUGCAAAUUUAUCUGCCAUUUGUCAAAACAGAUGAUCACAUAGAGCCAUUUUACGAAUGGAAAAUAAAAUAA
Molecule: messenger RNA, 444 nt
Organism: Pieris macdunnoughi
Lineage: Eukaryota; Metazoa; Arthropoda; Insecta; Lepidoptera; Pieridae
Source: the annotation of a GenBank genome assembly